AUGGAGGAGAGCCCAGGGUUUCUUCAUGCAUUCGGCAUUUGUCGUACAUGCCUGACGAUGUCGGGACUUUGGAGUGACACCCAUUUCAAGAAAUCCAAGAAAUUCGUUAUUUCUGUUUUAUACGCAGCUAACGUCUUUGUAAUACUGACGUUCAUGAACGUAGCUCAAACUGUGAAAUUGUUUCUAAUAUGGGGAGAUUUCGACGAGAUGAGCCAAAUCAUUUCAACGUCAGACUUUUCCGUAGGGAUGUUGGUGGUCAAAAUGUUCGUUUUUCGGAGUUACAGGAAAGCUCUAGCGCUGCUGAUCGAAUUCGUCGAGAAGGACUGGCUGGAUUUAAAAACUAUCUCGGAAGAAGAGACUAUGGAACAAAACGCUCACACGGCCAACAAAAUCUAUCUCACCUGCUUCUUUCUGGGCAACAGCGCAGUGAACAGUUACACCCUGCUGCGCUUAGGUCAGGAGAUGAGUUUCCUGCCUGGACCACCAGACAAGCGACAACCUCUGUUCGAUGCCUACUUCCCCUACGACGACAAACGCAGUCCGGCUUACGAGAUUACCUGGCUUAUGCAGUACGCAGGAAUUGCCUUGGCGAACCUCGCGUUCACCGGGAUGUAUUGCUUGUUCGUCGGCCUGAUGCUGCACCUUUGCGGUCAAUUCGCCAAUUUGAGGAUCAAAUUGAUCGAGGCGGUUUCUAGAAAAGAAGGAGAAAGUGAGAAGAAAUCUGAUGGCGCGAAGACUUUUCGAGAGAGAUUGGCUUUUAUCGUUGAGAGGCACAAUAGUUUGAACAAGUAUGCACAAGUUAUUGAAAAAAUCUAUCAUUGGAUUUUCUUCGUCGAAAUUCUUUCCAGCACAAUACAAAUGUGUUCACAGUGGUUCAUGCUUGUAACUGUGAUUUCGAACACUCAAGGAGGAUUGCCAUACUUGCAGAUAGGUUUUCUGCUGAUUUUCACAGCACACAGUGGAUUUCAUUUAUUCGCUUGUUGUUACGCUGCUGAAAGACUCCAAAAUGAGAGUUUGUCGAUUUUUGAAGCCGCGUACAGCUGCGAAUGGUAUAAUCUAUCACCGCAGGAUGCGAAAAUGUUGUUGUUCAUAAUGCAGCGUACCAAAACGCCUUUGCGAGUUACUGCGGGAAAACUUUGCGUGUUUGGUUUGGAACUUUUCGCCAAGAUCUUGAAAACAGCUGGCGGAUAUCUGUCAAUACUUUUAGCUAUGAGGGAUAGAUUGGUCAUCGAUGAAGAACCGAUAUAA
Nasonia vitripennis (jewel wasp) is the source of this 1248-nucleotide messenger RNA. It is a transcript of the gene Or24, whose product is annotated as odorant receptor 24. Gene Ontology annotation, biological process: detection of chemical stimulus involved in sensory perception of smell; sensory perception of smell. Gene Ontology annotation, molecular function: odorant binding; olfactory receptor activity. The coding region runs from base 1 to 1248 and encodes 415 amino acids. The record is from RefSeq and is marked inferred. NCBI's taxonomy places the organism in Eukaryota, Metazoa, Arthropoda, Insecta, Hymenoptera, Pteromalidae. Gene Ontology annotation, cellular component: plasma membrane. The transcript has 7 exons.